AUGGAUGCUGAAGCUAGCAGAACGAUGGAGGUCGCGACGCUCGGCCGGCCCUUCAGCCUUGGGAUGCUGUAUGACUGCCGCCAGGAUUUAGUCAUACCUGGAAUGACACUGUGGGACUGUAAUGACCUGGAAAAAGAUAGACGAGAACAAGAACAACCUAACACUGAAUCUGAAAUAGUUGCAUCUGAAUCAAUUGAGGACAAAUCUUCAGCAUUAAAUGCUGAGGCAUCCCUGAAGGCAAGUUUCUUGGGUGGACUGGUUGAGGUUGGAGGAUCAGCCAAAUAUCUCAAUGAUCACAAGACAUCCAAAUACCAGGCCAGAGUGACACUGAACUACAAAACUACAACAAGGUUCCAGGAACUGUCAAUGAAUCACCUUGGAAGAGGCAACGUAAAACAUCCCUAUGUGUUUGAGCAAGGAAUAGCAACACAUGUAGUCACAGGUAUCCUUUAUGGGGCUCAAGCUUUCUUUGUGUUUGACCGUGAGGUUUCUAAAGAGGAAACUCAUCAAGACAUCCAGGGCAGCUUGAAGGUGAUGAUCAAGAAGAUCCCCUUGCUUUCCAUAGAGGGUGAAGGGUCCCUGAAAAUGGAAGAUAAGGACAAAAAAAGUGUUGAGAAAUUCUCCUGCAGAUUCUAUGGAGACUUUUGCCUUCAGAAACCUCCAACAACAUUUCAGGAAGCUGUAGAAGUCUACAAAAGCCUUCCAACACUACUAGGAACCAAUGGCGAAAAGGCCGUACCAAUGAAGGUCUGGCUGUUACCUUUGACCAGUUUAGAUUCUUGUGCUGCGAAACUCGUCCGUCAGAUAAGUAUAAGAUUAGUUCAGGAAUCACAGAGCGUCCUGGAGGACUUCAUUGAACUGGAAACGAGGUGUAACGAUGCACUGAGAACUUCCACUGUCCAACAGUUCCCACAGAUUAGCAAAAAACUGAAAAGUUUUAAAGAAAUGUGUUCAGAGUUCAAGCUGGGAUUUCAGCGAAUGUUAGCGAAGAGACUACCAUCAAUCAGAGGAGGAGGAGAAGAGGAGGCUGAACUUGCUGAGAUCCUGAAGAAGAGACAUUCUUCACCUUUCAACAGCAAAAACCUGACUGAGUGGAUGGACUGUAAAGAGAGAGAAAUCAGUAUCUUAAAGUCUUUCACCAACAUGAUGAAAAACACCAAGACUGUCCCAUCUCAGAAUAAUCUACAUGAGGAACUUCUCAGUGCAGAGCAUGGCCUGUGUUUUGUUUUCACCUCACUGGGGAAGGAUGAACCGUACCUCUCAGCUUUAUCAGACUACCUGAAAGAAACAACCAAAACAGACGUUCACGUUUAUCAUACUUACAAUGUAGAGAAGGAACAAUGGUACCUUUCAAAAGAAGUAGCAGAUGAUAUGAGGAAGGAAGCAAAACUCUUCAGUGAUUUUGCAGAGGCCAACAAGGAGAACAAGAAGAUUAAGUUCCUGACAGUGGGGUUAACUAAUGAGACCCAGGAAGGUUCCAGCAUCUACCUUUAUGAAGGUGGAUUUGCUGUCAGUGAGAACUUUGAGCCUCCUUCAAAGCCUGAAACUGUGACUGUAGCUGACAUAAACCACAACAAUGUGACACUGAAGAUUUCUCCACCCAGAUUUGGAGCAGAGAACAUCACCUCCUACUCUGUUGAGUACUGUGUCAGUGGAGAGGAUGGAUGGCAGCAGAAGACAGAAGCAAAGGCUGAAGAAGUCACAGUGAGAGAUCUGAAGCCAAACACAGAGUAUGUGUUCAGAUGCAGAGCAGUGACCUCAGCAGGUGUCGGACCAGCUAAUGUAAUCAGUGAUGCCAUUAAAACUUUACCCUGCAGCCCUCCUGGAAAACCUCAAGCUCAGCCAUAUUCAAGUGAGAUAUCAGUUAGCUGGGAGAAGCCUGUUGAGCUUGGAGAGGAUGUGCAGAUAUUGAGUUACAUAGUGGAAUAUGCAAAAACAGAUAGCAGCUCGACAAUAAAUGACCUCGAGUGGACUGAAGCAAUUUCAGGAGGUGAGAAGGCCAUCAUUUCAGGGCUUCAGUCAGAGACACAAUAUGCAGUCAGGGUCAGAUGUGAUUGUGGUGUAGAUGGAAGAAGCAAGGAAAGCAUCAUUGUUAAUGUCUGCACAACAAAGCGUGAAUUUGCACGUCUGGCUGAGUACCUAAAACAUAUCAGCAAGAAAACAAACUCAAAGCUGCCCUCAGUUUACAAACUGCCCCUGGAAGAAGAAGAUAUGGACAUAGAUGGAUGUCGGAGGUAUAUCUUUGGCAAAGAAAGCAUGAGGCAGAAUCGUACAAUAAUGCUUCUUGGAGCAACAGGAUCAGGAAAGUCUACUCUCAUCAAUGGAAUGAUCAACUACAUUGUUGGUGUAGAGUGGAACGACAGUUUCAGAUUUAAGUUAGUUGAUGAGGAUCCAACCAGUUCACAAGCUCACAGUCAGACAUCUGAAGUCACUGUGUAUGAAAUCCACCACCAGGAAGGCUUUAAAAUCCCGUUCUCCGUGACCAUUGUGGACACUCCAGGUUUUGGAGAUACAAGAGGAGUAGCAAGAGACAAGGAGAUCACAGAGCAAAUCCGCAGGCUUUUCACCUCUCCUAAUGGAGUCAGUGAGAUUGAUGCAGUGUGUUUUGUUACUCAGGCCUCUCUUGCACGACUAACAGCAACACAGAGAUAUGUGUUUGACUCGGUGCUCUCCAUUUUUGGCAAAGAUGUGGCAGAGAACAUUGAAAUGCUGGUGACUUUUGCUGAUGGCAAAGAACCACCAGUUCUUGAGGCAAUAAGUGUUUCUGCAGUCCCGUGUCCAAAAAAUGAGUUAGGGCUUCCGGUUCACUUCAAGUUCAAUAACUCAGCAUUAUUUGCAGACAACAGAUGCAACAGAGACUGUGAAGUGGAUUUUGAUGAAGAUGAUGCCAGCUUUGAUGAAAUGUUUUGGAAGAUGGGAGCCAAGAGUAUGGAGAAGUUCUUCACUGCUUUGGGUAAAAUGGAAACCAAAAGCUUGCUGAUGACCAAAGAAGUCUUAAAGGAGCGCAAACAUCUUGAAACAGCCAUUGAAGGUUUGCAGCCACAAGUUAGAACUGGACUAGCAAAGCUUGAAGAAAUUAAGACAACCAAAGAAAAGAUCAAAGAGUAUGAAGCAGUCAUAACUUCAAAUGAAAACUUUGAGAUUGAGGUGGAUGUUAUUAAACCAGUCCAAAAACCAAUCACAGAGAAAGGAGCAUUCAUCACCAACUGCCAGAAAUGUUCAAUAACAUGUCACUACCCAUGUGCAAUAGCACAAGAUAGUGAGAAACGUGGCUGUGCAUCCAUGGAUAAGAACGGGAUGUGCACUGUCUGUCCUGGAAAAUGCAUUUGGAGUGUGCAUUUCAAUCAGACAUACAGCUGGGAGUAUGUUCAAGUGAAAGAGAAGCAGACAGUGCAAGAGCUGAAACGCAAGUAUGAAACAGCUAAUAAAGAAAAGAUGACUGUUCAGGAACUGAUUGAGAGGCAGGAAGAGGAGAUUGUUCACCUUCAGGACAUGAUGGUGUCCCUCAUAGAUCAGUCAGCUCAGUGUAUAACUCGACUGCAAGAGAUCAGCCUGAGGCCAAACCCUCUGACCACCCCAGAGUACAUUGACAUGAUGAUUGAGGGAGAGAGAUCAGAGGCCAAAGAGGGUUACCAGGCUCGAAUCAAAUCUUUGGAGGCAAUGAAGGAGAGGGCAAAUCUUAUCUCCAAGGUAACGCAACGAGACAAACUUUCAAAAACGGAGGAGGAAUUAUCCGAGGAAAGAAAGGAGAAGAAGGAAAAGAAAGGCUUCUUUAAGAAAGUUCUAAAUUUAUUUGGAUAUUCAGGUUAA
Messenger RNA from Pundamilia nyererei, 3810 nucleotides. RefSeq lists its product as uncharacterized. Gene Ontology annotation, molecular function: GTP binding; protein binding. NCBI's taxonomy places the organism in Eukaryota, Metazoa, Chordata, Actinopteri, Cichliformes, Cichlidae. The record is from RefSeq and is a predicted model, not a curated record. The transcript has 2 exons. The coding region runs from base 1 to 3810 and encodes 1269 amino acids.